Messenger RNA from Vollenhovia emeryi, 600 nucleotides. Its product is annotated as THAP domain-containing protein 2-like. The transcript is spliced from 4 exons. Bases 1 to 600 code for a protein of 199 amino acids. Gene Ontology annotation, molecular function: sequence-specific DNA binding. The record is from RefSeq and is a predicted model, not a curated record. Lineage: Eukaryota; Metazoa; Arthropoda; Insecta; Hymenoptera; Formicidae.
AUGCCCAUGCAUUGCAGUGCAAUAGGUUGCAAAAGCACCAUAAAUAUUAAUAAAGAAAAAGCUGCAGACAUAAAGUUAGGAACAAUAACAGAAAUAACAUUCCACGUAUUUCCUAGUAUUCCAGACAGAAGAGCGAAAUGGAUAGAAAUUAUGAAAUUGCAGAAAAAGGUUCUUGGUCCAGGUAGUCGGCUUUGUUCUCUGCAUUUUGAAGAAAAAUUUAUUGAUCGCACAUCUGUAGCCUGUGUGAGAUUGAGAGAAAAUGCUAUUCCUCAUAUAUCUGAAGAUAUAUUAGACAAAACAAAACAUGAAGCAAAUAUAAUUAAUGCAACAAAUAAGUUACCUUUGCAAUCACUUGAAAAUAUACAGCAGGUUGAUAAGCACACACAGUUUACAUAUCCUAUGAGCGCCAAAGAAACGUCUUUCUCGUUAUUGCAAGAAACAAAAUCAAUUGAUGACGAAGAAAACACAAAUAUUUCGCCAGAUAUUAUUUGUAAUUCGCCAAAAAGUACAAGAAAGAAAAUCUUAUGUAGUGAUAUUGAUAUGUUGCGCAAACGUGUAGAAGUUUUACAGAUGUCACGUCCAGCGCACAUUUUUCGCUGA